AUGUUCUGCCCAGAGCUGUUCUCCAUGCUCAACAGCUCUUUGAAGGCUCGCCACGAGGUCAGUUCCCUGCAACUCCACAACCUCGUUAUCCGACUGAUCACCAGCUUCAUCCUGGCAUCCCGGGCCAGGGCACUCAGGCCGGAGGUCACUGCCAGAAGCUUGAUGGUUUACACUCCCAUCCCAGAUGCACUCUUCGUCUGUUGUUGCGGUGAGAUCAACUUCCUGGCCAUUGCUAAGUGGGCAGCCAUUAACGAGGAGGAUACCGUUGACAAGGAGGAUAUCAACAUGAUCAUUGAAUAUGAUGAAGAGACAGGUAUACCGGUGGAUGAUUCGAUAAUGAUCAUUCCACCUGACAAUUGUGAAUUUUCACCCUUGCCAAGUGCUAUUGGAUAUGAAGAUGAUGCAGUCAUGGAAGAUAUUUUGCCCACCAGUGACUCCCAAACCAUGGAUGUUGAAGAUUUUACUGAAGCCCAAGCAGCUCUAAGGGCCAAGAUACACCAGUCAUUCAAGCAUGCUCUGGACAACUUGCAGGCUCAGUGGAAGGAACACCUAGGAUACAUCACUGAGAGCCGCUAUUUGCAGACAUUCUACCGCCCUCCUGCAGAGUGUCGUGACAUCGUUGCACGCCUCCGCCAUCUUGCAAAAUAUGAAGAGCGCCUAUGGCACCAUGAAAUGUGUAUGCCACGAUAUGCAUUUGAGGAUAUCCUGGAAAGGAUACAGGAUGAUCCUGUCUUUCAUAACAACCCCAACCAAUCCCAGAUGGAUGUUGAGCGUCAGCUGGCUGUCUUCCUCUAUCGAGCUGGAUGA
Fomitopsis serialis is the source of this 807-nucleotide messenger RNA. RefSeq lists its product as uncharacterized. The record is from RefSeq and is a predicted model, not a curated record. Bases 1 to 807 code for a protein of 268 amino acids. NCBI's taxonomy places the organism in Eukaryota, Fungi, Basidiomycota, Agaricomycetes, Polyporales, Fomitopsidaceae. The transcript has 5 exons.